Molecule: messenger RNA, 3048 nt
Organism: Vitis vinifera (wine grape)
Lineage: Eukaryota; Viridiplantae; Streptophyta; Magnoliopsida; Vitales; Vitaceae
Exons: 5
Coding region: 483-2894 (803 amino acids)
Molecular function (GO): protein dimerization activity
Source: RefSeq, a predicted model, not a curated record
UCUUCUUCUUCUUCUUCUUCUUCUUCUUCUUCUUCUUCUUCUUCUUCAGUCGGGUUGCAGAGACAGCAGCAGCCCUAGGGUUUUUUUAGUUUUUUUUUUUAUUUUAACGGCCCAAAACGACGCCGUUUGAGCACUGUGCACUUAAGUGAACAGUGACCAAAACGACGUCGUUUUGGUCACUGUGCACUUAAGUGCACAGUGCUCAAAACGGCGUCGUUUUGGAGCCUGUUCAUUUAAGUGAACAGGGACCAAAACGACGUCGUUUUGGACCCUGUUCUUUAACAAAUAAAAUCUCCUUCCAUCCAGCCCCCUUUUCUGCUCUUUUUCAACCCGAGACUACUGCCAUUUUUUGCCCUAGCCUCUUCCGUGCUGGAGAAGUGAAGAAGAAGAAGAAAAAGAAGAAGAAAAAUAGGGGGAAAAUAGGAGAAAAAUAAAGGGGAAAUAGUAACGUACCUUCCGGACCUCGAUAAUUUGUUUGCAAGAUGGAUAAUGAGAGUGAGACUCAAGUGGACUCUAGUGCAAGUGGAAGAAGAGAUCCGGGGUGGAAAUAUGGUCGUUUGGUUAAUGAAAAAGAUUUGAACACCAUCAUAUGCAUUUUUUGUGAUAAAGUAACCAAAGGAGGCAUCUAUAGACACAAACAACAUCUUGUUGGUGGAUAUAGAAAUGCUAAAAAGUGUAGAAAAUGUCCGGAACAUGUUAAAGAAGAAAUGGAAGAGUAUAUGACUUCCAAGAAAAAUCAAAAAGAGCAAAUGAAUAUGGGGAGCGAAUAUGUUAAUGAAGAUUUGUUUGGUUUGGAAGAUGAAGAUAUUGGUGAGGAGAUUAAUAGUAGAACGAAUAUCACCAACAUUUCUAGUGGAGGUAGUAACCGAGGAGGAAGUGGUGGUAGGACGUUUUCUUCAAAAAAACCAAGACAAAAAGGUCCUAUGGAUCAUUUUUUCACUCCUAAUGCAGAGAUGGUUGUUCAAAAUCAAAGGAGUGGAAAGAUGAAUCAAACUACCAUCAAUGAUGCCUACAAAAAGGAAGCAAGAGAAAGAGCUUGCACGCUUAUCACAAGAUGGAUGUAUGAGGCCGCUAUUCCAUUUAAUGCAGUCACAUAUCCGAGUUUCCAACCAAUGAUUGAGGCUAUUGGCCAAUAUGGUGUGGGUAUGAAGGGACCAACUUUUCAUGAGGUAAGAGUUACUAACCUUAAGAAAGAAUUGGCUCUCACAAAAGAUUUGAUGAAAGAUCAUAUGGUGGAAUGGGGGAAAAAUGGAUGUUCACUUAUGUCGGAUGGAUGGACCGAUAGGAAAGAGAGAACUUUGGUGAACUUUUUGGUUAAUUGUUCAAAGGGAACCAUGUUCAUGCAAUCCAUUGAUGCUUCUUCAAUGAUUAAGACGGGAGAAAAGAUGUUUGAGUUACUUGACAAAUGGGUAGAGCAAGUUGGUGAAGAGAAUGUUAUUCAAGUUAUAACAGAUAAUCACUCAAGUUAUGUGAUGGCAGGGAGGUUGUUAGAAUUAAAGCGUCCACAUUUGUAUUGGACACCAUGUGCUGCACAUUGCCUUGACUUGAUGUUGGAAGAUAUUGGAAAGCUACCAAACAUCAAGAGGACAUUGGAGAGGGCUAUAUCACUAAAUGGGUAUAUUUAUAAUCGCUCAGGGCUACUCAACAUGAUGAGGCGGUUUACUGGACAAAGGGAAUUGCUUAGACCUGCUAAGACUCGGUUUGCAACUGCUUUCAUCACAUUAUCGCGAUUGCAUGAACAAAAAAACAAUUUGAGGAAGAUGUUUACAAGCUCAGAUUGGUCAGAUAGUAAAUGGGCAAAAGAGCAGAAGGGGAAAACUAUAGCCAACAUAGUUCUAAUGCCUUCAUUUUGGAACACUAUUGUGUUUUGCUUAAAGGUUUCGGGUCCCCUAGUUCGUGUGCUUCGUUUGGUUGAUGGUGAAAAAAAAGCUCCUAUGGGAUACAUCUAUGAGGCCAUGAAUAGAGCUAAGGAUGCAAUUGUGAGAAGUUUUAAUGGAAAUGAAGAGAAGUACAAAGAAAUCUUCAACAUCAUUGAUAAGAGGUGGGAGAUUCAGCUUCAUCGGCCUUUGCAUGCAGCAGGGUACUUUUUGAACCCGGAAUUCUUCUAUGAUAAGCCAGAAAUAGAGCAUGAUGCCGAGAUUAUGAGUGAUUUGUAUAAAUGCAUCUUAAGGCUAACAAGAGACCCUGCUAAGCAAGAAAAAGUUGUGGCCGAAGUGAGUUUGUUCACAAAUGCCCAAGGACUAUUCGGGAAUGAGUUAGCUGUUAGGACAAGAAAGACUAGAGCACCAGCUGAAUGGUGGGCUGCAUAUGGAGCUUCAGCUCCAAAUUUGCAAAAGUUUGCAAUGAAAGUCCUCAACUUAACAUGCAGUGCAUCAGGUUGUGAACGGAAUUGGAGCAUCUUUGAGAAUAUUCAUAGCAAGAGGAGAAAUAGGUUAGAUCAUCAACGCUUGAAUGAUUUGGUGUACAUCAAGUAUAAUCGAGCCUUGAAGAGAAGAUACAAUGAACGUAACACCAUUGACCCAAUUUCCUUGAAAGAUAUAGAUGAUAGCAAUGAAUGGUUGAUAGGGAGAAUGGAAGAUGAGGAUUCUCAUGGAGGUGCACAAGAUGAUUUUGUAUUUGAUGAUGACAAUUUGACAUGGGGUGAUGUUGCUAGAGCUGCUGGAGCUGAGGAGGCCAGGUUUGAUACUAGAGCUAGAGCUAGAGCAAGCUCAAGCAUAAUACCACCAACAAGGGGGAUAGCUUCAAGUUCUAGAACUUUGCCUUCUUAUUCACUAAUAGAUGAAGAUGAAGAUGGAGACAUGGUUGAUUCAGCAGAUGAAGAAGAUGGGGAAGGCUACAAAUGUGGUGAUGGAAAUGAUGAUGAUGAUGAUUUUGUUGAUUUAGAGGAGGAGUGAUGAUUGCUUGUUGUGGACAAAUUUGUGAUUUAAGUGUUUUUUAAUGAUGUUUUUGAAUUGUGGACAAAUUUCAUGUUUUGGACCUUUAGGUUUGGAAACUUUGGAUUUGGAUAUGUAUUAGGCAAUUAGCAAUAUGGAUUUGGAUUUGUUUUUA